UUCUAUAGCCACCUCAUCUUUCGAAACGUCAGAGUCCAUGGGGAGGAAAGGUCAGAUUGCGAGUGUAAGCAAAUAAAUCGCGGAAAAUGCGGCCAAUCAUUUCAAAAUUGCUCAUCCUAUUCACCUGCAUAUUCGGCGUGCGUGGGAUUAUGUUCAAUCUCCUGCCUAACACGCAAAAAUGCCUGAAAGACGAGAUGCAGCCCAAACAACUCGUCACGGGCGACUACGAAGUGACAGACUUACCGGGCCAGAAGGUUGACUAUGUGAUUAAGGACUCCAAGGGACACAUUUUGUCACAAAAAGAUCAAAUAUCUAAGGGGAAAUUCACCUUCUCAUCCGAACACUACGAAGCCUUCGAGAUAUGUUUCAUAUCCAAAGUAUCACCACAUCAACGUGGGCUCACUCAUGACGUGUUCCUCUCUGUCAAGAAGGGAGUAGAGACCAAGAGCUACGAAGGGUAUGGCGAAGCGGCUAAGCUGAAGCCACUGGAGAUCGAUAUGAAGCGUCUUGAGGACUUGUCAGACUCAAUUGUACAGGAUUUCGCCAUCAUGAGGAAGCGUGAGGAGGAAAUGAGGGAUACAAACGAAUCCACCAACAAUCGCGUGUUGUUCUUCAGUAUUUUCAGUAUGUGCUGCCUUUUGGGUCUGGCCACAUGGCAAGUCCUCUACUUGAGGCGAUAUUUCAAGGCGAAGAAGCUUAUUGAGUAGAGAGAUAGUUCAAUUUACCGGGUGUUUCUGUUUCCUCAGCGUACGGUUAAGUGUGUGUGCAUCAGAAAUUUCGAAUAGACAUUGAUGAUCAUUAUUAUUCCGCGAUAUCACGAAACUGUAACUUAUUGGGCAAAAAUGUUAAAUUGUAAGAAUUGUAAAGAAACCACACAAUUUUUGGACUUGAUUUACGACUUUUCAGAUAAAUAAACACUUAAUUGUA
Phlebotomus argentipes is the source of this 927-nucleotide messenger RNA. RefSeq names its product transmembrane emp24 domain-containing protein bai (gene bai). The transcript is spliced from 4 exons. The record is from RefSeq and is a predicted model, not a curated record. Gene Ontology annotation, biological process: Golgi organization; endoplasmic reticulum to Golgi vesicle-mediated transport; intracellular protein transport. Gene Ontology annotation, cellular component: endoplasmic reticulum; COPII-coated ER to Golgi transport vesicle; endoplasmic reticulum-Golgi intermediate compartment. The coding region runs from base 87 to 707 and encodes 206 amino acids. NCBI's taxonomy places the organism in Eukaryota, Metazoa, Arthropoda, Insecta, Diptera, Psychodidae.